AUGCCGUCUCAACCGAGAGUUACCGGUUCUAGUUCUAACACAUUUCAGGCCUCAGUGAACCCGAAUGCGCCUGAGUUCCAACCAGCUGUUCGUCAACAAACUCAAAACUACCACGCGUCGCACGGUGAUCGUGCCCAAACACACCAGGUGCUCUUAGCUACAGCAGUUGUCAAAGCGCGAGCCACAGAUGGAAGAAUUCGUUUACUACGGGCCCUGGUUGAUACAGGGUCAGAAACGUCUUUCAUAACAGAAGCUGCUGCUCGUCUGCUGAAGUUGGAAAAGCGACGUGCCAUUGUUGAGGUAUCGGGGUUGGGGUUGGUCAGCAGCGGCACAACACAGCAUACCGUCGAAGUGCAUUUUGCUUCUCGCCAUUCGACGUUUGAAACUGCCACACAGGCAUUGGUUUUUAAGUCGCUGACUGGGCAUCUCCCGGCCCAACGAGUGGUACCCAACAGUUGGAAUCACCUCAAGGGUCUUACGUUAGCAGAUCCCCAUCUCUACGAGCCCGCUCCUAUCGAUUUAUUGUUUGGAAGUGAUGUUUGCGCCCAAAUACUGCUACCGGAAAUAAGAAGGUCUCCGGAUAACAACGCACCGAUAGCGCAAAAUACGCAUUUAGGGUGGAUCGUGUUAGGGAAAGUUCCAGAGGAACUUCCCCGGCAAAUUCGAAGUUUCGUGCAGGUUACCGACCUCGGAAUUCAGCUACAGAAGUUUUGGGAGAUGGAAGAAACGCCGUUCCAGACACAUGAAACCCUAGACAACAUUGUUUGUGAAGAACAUUUUGAGAGGAAUACGACACGUUUACCAGACGGGCGUUACCAAGUCAGCUUACCGUUCAAAGAAGGCCUUCCAGCGAUGGGAUCCAGCCGUCAAGGAGCUACUCGACGAUUUCUCCAUCUCGAGAAAAGACUUGCUGCAGAUCCUAAACUUUGUGAGGACUAUUCAAAGUGCAUAAAUGAGUACAUCAAGCUCAAACACAUGGAAGAAAUAGAUGAAGAUGACACGGUUUUGGCGACCCCUUACCAUUAUUUUCUUCCGCACCAUGCAGUUUUUAAGGAAGCGAGUUCCACAACAAAGCUGAGAGUGGUGUUUGACGCAGCUUCUAAAGCUUCGGAUGGGAAAUCCCUCAACGAACAUCUUCUUGUAGGUCCAAAAUUGCAGACCAAUAUCAUUGAUCUUGUUCUCAGAUGGCGUACUCAUCGAGUUACUUUUACGGCAGACAUUGAAAAGAUGUACCGUCAAAUUAUGGUUAGUUUCCCAGACCGAUACUUUCAGCUAAUUUUGUGGAGGGAACAGAAAUCUUCGCCGAUUAAAGUCUUCAAAAUGAACACUGUCACGUUUGGUACAGCGAGCGCACCAUAUCUUGCGAUUAAGGUUUUGAAGAAACUAGCCGACGUUGAAAGUCAGAAUUUUCCCGAAGGGGCGAAGGUUGUCCGUGAGGACAUGUACGUUGAUGAUCUGAUCAGUGGAGCAGAUUCCAUCGAAGAAGCCAAGAGGAAACAACAUGAAGCCAAGCAGCUCUUAGCGUCUGCGGGAUUCAACCUGAGGAAAUGGACGAGUAACUCCAAGGCUCUCCUGGAAGACAUCGCUGCCGAGGAUCGAGAACUCGAUUUUGAACUCCCGUUUAACACCUCAAAUCAUGUCAAGACACUAGGCAUCAAGUGGUUUCCACUUGACGACUACUUUUCUUUUCAAAAUCUGCAAGUUUCACCAGAAGACAUCACAAAACGGUCAAUGUUGUCCACCAUCGCUAAGCUGUUCGACCCACUCGGGUGGAUAUCACCCUGCAUCAUCACGGCGAAACUAAUGAUGCAACGCCUCUGGGAGCAUGGUUGUGAUUGGGACGAUCCAAUUCCUACUCCCUUAAAGACGGAAUGGGAAGCUUUUCAACGCGAACUUCCUCUCAUCGAACGAUUGCGAAUUCCGAGAUGGAUCGCAAAAAGCCCAUCUAAUAAGGCUGUCCAACUUCACGGAUUCUGUGACGCCUCCAUGAAAGCUUUCGGUGCAGUAGUCUACAUUCGGGUCUUAGACACGGACGAUCGAAUCCUUACCAGCCUGCUUCUCUCAAAAACAAAAGUAGCACCAAGUCAGCGAACCAUCACGCUGCCUCGCCUGGAACUCUGUGGAGCUGUUCUUCUGUCGCAGCUACUUAGUUACACCAAGGAUAUCUUGGCCAUCCCCGAUGUCGAUAUCUACGCGUGGACUGAUUCGAUGAUAGCGUUGGCAUGGAUACAAGCGUCACCAGCAAAAUGGACCACAUUCGUAUCCAAUCGUGUAUCCGAAAUUCAGCGGCUUAUACAGAUCGACAGCUGGGGUCAUGUUGCAACAUUGCAUAACCCAGCCGAUCUAGCGUCUCGAGGUGUAUUUCCGGCUGAACUGGAGUCAUUGGAUAUGUGGUGGAAUGGACCUGAAUUUUUAACGCGACAAUGGGAAUUCGAUGCUCCGCAUCAACUCAUCGACAACGACACUGAAGAAGAAAAGAAGGAUAAAAGUAUAGUGAAUGUUUUAAGUAUCAAUAUCACUCAUGGCGAUAAAAUCUUGCAGGCUAUUCACGACUCUUCCAGGUUGCUCAAAUUACUUAGAGUCGUCGCCACCUGUCGUCGUUUCACAAUAAAAUGUCGACCUAAGCUUGGUCCUAUCACAGGUCCAAUCAAUCCUAAAGAAUUAGAUGCAGCACAUCAAAUAGUGGUCAAGGCAGCACAGAAGGAGAUGUUUGGAGAUGAGAUUCAACAAAUUCUUGGAAAUGCCAAAAUUCCAAAGAAUUUACUUUCGUUAAACGCAUUUCUUGAUUCUGACGGAAUCUUACGAGUCGGGGGACGUUUAGCAAACUCCCUCCUUUCCUACGAUGCCCAACAUCCGAUACUGUUGCAGAGCAACCACCAUUUUACGAGUCUGGUUGUAAGAGAUGCUCACAAGCAAACUCUACACGGCGGAAUCCAGCAAAUGAUUAAUUACAUCCGACAACGAUAUUGGAUAGGACAGAUUCGGCGAAGCGUCAAGCACCAGUUGCAUAAAUGCCCUUCUUGCUACCGGCAAAAGGCAUCUGAAAUGCAACAACUGAUGGGAAACUUACCUGCCGCUCGAGUACGCAUAUCGCGACCAUUUAGUCACACCGGUGUUGACUAUGCGGGACCAAUCGAGAUAAAAGCCUGGAAAGCCCGUGGAGCAAAAAUACUAAAAGGCUAUUUCGCAGUAUUUAUCUGUUUGGCACCCAAAGCCAUUCAUCUCGAAGCAGUAUCAGACUUAACCACCCAAGCAUUUUUAGCAGCAUUCAAACGGUUCACUGCCAGAAGAGGAAUUUGUAAGCAGAUCUAUAGCGACUGCGGAACUAAUUUCAUCGGUGCCAAUAAUGAACUGGCAAAAAUGAUGAAAGAAGCACAACACGACUGGAAGCAGGUAGCAGAACUAUUGGCAAAUCGCGGUACAGAUUGGCAUUUCAUUCCCCCAGCUUCUCCCCAUUUCGGUGGCCUAUGGGAAGCGGGUGUGAAGUCUGUCAAGUACCAUCUCAAACGAGUCAUUGGAAUUGAGAGGCUUACCUUCGAGGAGCUCGCGACGCUUCUAUCACAAGUAGAAGCUUGUCUGAAUUCGAGACCUCUAUGCCCACUAACCGAUAGCAUCGAUGAUUUGAACGCACUAACUCCAGCACAUUUCUUAGUCGGAGAAUCUUUGCAUGCAGUACCACAAGGUGAAACAGAAACAAACAUUACACAUAAAGAUCGCUGGAAACGAGUUCAGGCAUUAUCUGAAGUAUUUUGGAGACGAUGGAAUUCUGAAUACUUAUCUCGGCUUCAACAACGCCCAAAAUGGACAAAAAUACAAGAAAAGCCGAAGAUAGGAGAUUUGGUUCUCUUGAAGGAUGAACGACUUCCACCAACACAUUGGAAUAUGGCGCGAAUAGAACAAACCCACAGCGGGUCAGACGGUUUGGUACGCGUUGUCACGCUCCGCACCAAGUCUGGACAGUUUAAACGACCGAUUACUAAAAUUUGCCUUUUACUUUCAAACAAAACCACGGAACAAACGAGUCUAAUAUAA
Messenger RNA from Eupeodes corollae, 4032 nucleotides. RefSeq lists its product as uncharacterized. The record is from RefSeq and is a predicted model, not a curated record. Gene Ontology annotation, biological process: proteolysis; DNA integration. Gene Ontology annotation, molecular function: nucleic acid binding; aspartic-type endopeptidase activity. The transcript has a single exon. Lineage: Eukaryota; Metazoa; Arthropoda; Insecta; Diptera; Syrphidae. The coding region runs from base 1 to 4032 and encodes 1343 amino acids.